UACGCGUAUGUCAACGUACAUACAAGUAUCACGAUAUAUUCAAUUGAGAAAAGUGACCACUAAAUGCCUGGAAUCGCAAGUGCCACUGGUCUCAUCUCUGCACGUGUUCGACCUAUUUAUAGAAAUAAACCGCAGCAUGUAGAACUUUCAGGACAUACAAACCCAGCACCCUUCGCCCUUCGACCUUACGCUGGCCUUUUUAAUCCCUAUUCUUAUGGAUGCUCCGUAUUAUGUAAUCAUCCUGUAGACAAUGAAGCCAAAGAAGUAGUGCGUCGUGCGAAGGACACAUGGGUAAAAAAAAUGAAUUUUAUGAAUUUAUAUAUUUGUUUAUUGCAGGCAAGCGAAGGUAAAGCUUUAUUAUUAUCAGAAGAAAUGGAAAUGAUUCGUGCUAGAUUAUUAGCUGCCGGCAAAAGAGAUGUUACCGUUGAUUCAGGAAAUGUAGAUAUUAAGAAAAUUAACGUUGACGCUAUAACUGUUCCGGAAGAGUUAUUCCGGAAAUAUACGGAGACCGAUUCUCGACCUCUUACACCGGCACCUACUCUUGUUAGUGUGCAAGCAACGACAAUGUCGAGUCGUCCUAUUCAAAACGAUCCUUCAGCAAUUAUAUACAAUCCACGAGAACGCACUACAUUAGUUUUGGAUUUGCGAGCCAAAUCACAGCCCCAAUUGGACAAUGAAACUUUCACUUGGCAUGCAUUGACUUUAGAAGUUCUACCAGUCCCUAGAAAGAGUCAGAUCAUCAGCAGUAAACCGUUAUCUCGACGUCGAUCUUUUGCUUCGGUAACACGUCCAGUACCAUUUGUUUUUCCUUCUUCCUUGAAUGUUGAAACCUGUGAAACGAUCAUAAACAACGAUGUUAACAACAGCAGUGAUGAACCUACGGUUGUACGAAGGCGAGGAAAAAAAUUACGUAAAAGGAAAUGCAGAAGAAAUUCGAUUUAUGGACAACAGACGGAAGUUCGGGAUCCAUUUGAACCACCAGAAACACAGAUCUCGCAAACUGAAAAUGAAUCCAGACGAAUUUCAGUUCAUCCGCUUACUGGUGAUUCUUAUACGGUAGUAUCUUCGGAAAAAGUAAUGGUUUCUUUGGUAGAACAGACGAUGCAUUCCAGUUUUAUACCGAUAGAAAUUCUGAAACAUUUGUGCAGAGAAUUAAAUCGCGAUAAAGUCGAAGCGGAAUUUUCGAUGAAGAGAAAAAUUGCAUUCGAAGAGGCUCUAAAAGUUAAAGGUGAAACUCAUUUCGCUUUGCGUGGAACGUGCCGAACUUCAGUAUCACCGAUGCAAGAUGUACCACGUGUAUUUUCACGACAAACUGCUCGUUUUGAGAUUCUAGAUAGCCAAAGUUUACGUGGAAUCACGGUACUAGUUUAUCUGAGCAGGCACGUCUUCGUGAAUCCCGGAAGAAAGUUAAUAUACAGUCGAACUUUUAUCAGGUUCCAUGAGGAAACCUUACAAGGGAGCCGAUACAUUUCCCCAAACGAUGUUCAAGAAGCUCUUCAAGAUGCAAUUGGGAGGACACUGACUGAUGAACAGCAAGCACGUUUCAACAGCUUUCUAGGGAAUAUUUCCGAACCGUUAAACUUUCGAACCUGGUGUGGCGUAUGUGCAGCAGCAGAAAGAUUGUUAUGUCCUCUUCCAACCAAACAAAUUGAUCCUCCUACGUGGUUAGAAAGGCUGGACUUCGAAAUGUUGGAAAGACGACUUGAUUCGAUCAGCGUAGAUUCUCAGUUGGCUCUUCUAUUGAGAGAAAUUCGUAAUAGAUAAUAUUAGUCGAUGUUAUAAAUGGAAAAAUUAAAAUAAAAAUGAAGCUUGUUCAUUA
This is a messenger RNA of Vespa mandarinia (Asian giant hornet), 1819 nucleotides long. RefSeq lists its product as uncharacterized. Lineage: Eukaryota; Metazoa; Arthropoda; Insecta; Hymenoptera; Vespidae. The record is from RefSeq and is a predicted model, not a curated record.